AUGGUGGCAGCUUGUAGGACAGUACCCUCAAAUGCACAUAAAGAGAUUAAUAGUUGUACAGAAAAAAUAAAAAUGAGUGAAACCAGACAACUUCAGAACGAGGUUGAAACAAACGUAUUUGCCGUGCCAAUUUCAACUCCAAACAUUGUUCAAAACUCAGAUACUGCGAAAGUCGCAGAAAUAGAAGAGAAACCGCGUGUGAACAAUAAUGAAAACGUGUCCGCAGCAACUUCGACACGAAGGUCGCUGAGAAAUGCUUCCAAGAUAGUGAGGAAUACGACAUCAAUCAGAGAUUCUGCGUAUAUCACUGUAAAUAACGUAGAACCUGCUCAGGCAGAAACCACAACCCCCCAAGAACACUUUUCACCUUUAUCAACUAAUCGAAGAGGUCCCGGUCGACCACGGAAAUCAAUCGUUUUCGAGGGAAUCGAAACAUCUUCGGUAAGCACAAACGUUAGUCACGUACGAGGAAACACAGAAACAUCACACUCUUCUUUACCCAACGGGUCUACCUUAAGAAUUAAGUUUGCUAAAGUUGGUCCAGACGCAACAACCACUUCUUUAACCACCCCUGUCACAAGAGUGCCUUCGACUCAACCCUCUGUUGUAGUCGCGUCUUCAUCGCCACUCAAUUUCGCGAACGCUCUCGAUACGCCCGCCAAUGGAGGGCCGGGAAUUCCCACGUCAAAUGUUCCAACGCAUAAUAACGAUACAACAUCAAUUAGUUCCAUUUCUGGUACCCCUGUAAAAAGGGGACCAGGGAGGCCACGUAAGAACCCAUUACCACCAAAUAUUCAACCUUCCCUUCCCUCAAAUAACGACUCAUCUGCGAGGCAGAGUGAAAGGAAAAGGAAGGUUACGGAGAAUAGAGGAGUUGAUUCAUACCCCACAGAGUCUGAAAGGAAAGGUAACAAGAGGUCCACUGAGAAGGAGUCCACCCCACGCAAGAGAUCGAAAACCGAUUUUAAUAGCGAAGAAUCAUUCCGAAAAAACAAGUCAUCCGAACCAACCGAGAAGAAAAAAUCACCCCUGGAAGAACUUCGUGAAAAGAAGAUAACGGAGAAGGAGGCAGAACUCGUGAAGGUCGUGGACGAUCAUGAUUCCCUGAUCCGAGAGCUAUAUUACAUGGAAUCUUACCAUUUGUUGCUAAAUAACCUCGACCCGCAGACAAUAAAACAGGACAAUAGCGAGCGUAUGGUUAAGUAUUUGGCAAGUCACAACUUGUGGUCCACCUUGAACGAUCAAGUUGUCAAUAUCCAAUCAAAUUCCAAACGGAUGUCCACUCGUCAUUCGCUCACCAAACAUCGCGAAACAAUUGUCAACAUGUUACAAAAAUCCGUCGGUUCGCGUGGAUUCAACGUGGAAGUUCAGCCUGAUUCCGUAUCUUGGGAACCAGGGGCAAAUACCCGCGGUUCCCGUAGGACCUCAAGGACGGAGUCCUCCAGAAAUCGCGAAAUAACUUUUGCCGGGGGAUUGUCAUCCUAUUCACUUCGUCGACGUGGUCACGCUCAGUUCUCUAGCCUGAAGGAUUACUUGGAGUCCUUCGUAACCUUAGAUGAAGAAGAUAUAACUCCGGCCGAAGAAGAAUUGAGGGCACAGAACGAAGCCGAGCUUCAGUACCGUAUCUGGGUAUUGAAAAAUGAGGGAAGACUAAAUAAAGUCUCCAAGCCAGCUCUCGAACCGCCUCGCUCUAAGGUUCACUGGGAUUACCUGCUCGACGCGGUCACUCAACACUCGAAAUACAUGAACAAGUUGACAGAAGCAAAGUUUCGAAUCACGCGUCAAAUUAGUAAGGCGGUAUCGCAACAUUUCUUUAAAUUGGCAAAUCAAGGGUCAAGGGAAAGAAAGCUGGAGGAAAAACGGAUCAAAAAAUUAGCCAAGACCACGGCGAACCUUGUCAAACAGAAAUGGAAAACGGUCGAGUCGAUUGUACUGGCGAAACACAAAGAAUUGCUUCGUGAAGAACAAGAGCGUGAAGGAAAGCGUCACCUGAACCUGCUCAUUGAACAUUCCACUCAGAUGCUGGAGGUCCAGCAAAAUGAACUAUUGGGAACUCGGUCUAAACGAAUUCGUAAGAAUUUUAUCGAUACCAAUGUCAAACUUGGCAACACUUAUGAAGAAUGUGACGACCUGGAAAAGUAUAACACGGAAGAUUCCGAAUUUGAGGUUGACAAAGAUUCGCCCGAUUAUGACCGAAUGUCACAUUCUUGUACGGAAGAAGCAGAAGUAGAAUCAUCGGAUGAUGAUGAAAUUCGUGACUUGCAAGACGAAAAAGAUCUUCCACUCGAGGACCUAUUGGAAAAAUACGAUUACCCCAUAUGUGACGAAGAGCGUGCCGUUAAAGGUAAUAAGAAAUUUGUAACCGAUGUUUCCGGCGAAUGCGCUAUCACUUCUCUCACUGAUAAAAAUUCAGAUUUAGUUUCAAGUGAAUCUUCAAGUCACAUAAAACCCUCAAAAUCGGUAUCACCUUCGAUCUCAUUUAAUGGUCAAGCGGAUAUUACGAAUGAUACAAAACGAGGAAGAUUACGCGCCCGAACAUCGUCCCGUGAAUUCAAGUUAGACACCACUGUUCAAGAUCCGUAUAUCGACGACAAGGAAUUUAUGAUGUCACCUGACCAGAUUGACGAAGAUCACGAAUCGUCAUUGGAUGAACAAGAACUUGAGGAAAAUUCCGAGGAGGAGGCACUGGAGUUGGAUGAAUUGGAGAAUGAAUCAAAGCUCCCGAUAGAGGAACUGCUGAAACGUUAUAGCUGUCUUCCCAGUGACAAUGCAGGGGUAGAAAGCGAAACUGACGAAGUAGAAACGACGAUGACAAUCGUGGCAAACGGAGACGCCAAAUCGUAUAAUGAAGACGAAGAUUUUCGUAGUGAAGUGAAAUCCAACAGCGAAAGUUGUGCAACCGUAGAAAACGCUGAAAGCAAUGGAAAAUGUAAUCUUGAGGACUCAUUUGAUGGUACAGCGUUGAACAAGGAUGUAGGUCAACAUGAUGUAGAAGAAUCCAUCGAUCGUAUGGACAUAGAUGAGGAUUUCACCACGAAAUUGUUGAUAGCUGAGCCAAAUGAAAUCACUCAUAAAGAAGAAAAUAAAUUUCCUAAUGAUGAAACUCGAGAAAGCGAAAAUGUAUCAAACCCCGCCGAGACCACGAAAGGACCGGAGCCGCCCACUGGAACCACUUUAUCGACCACCAAUGUGCGUACUCAAAUUCCACCGUUACUGAGAGGGAAGCUUCGUGAAUAUCAACACGUUGGCCUUGAUUGGCUCGCCAGCUUGUACAACAAUGGGUUAAAUGGUAUUCUUGCAGAUGAAAUGGGACUGGGUAAGACCAUUCAGACAAUUGCUUUGUUGGCGCAUCUGGCUUUUGAAAAGGGCGACUGGGGUCCACACCUGAUCGUCGUGCCUACCAGCGUUAUCAUCAAUUGGGAGAUGGAAUUUAAAAAGUGGUGCCCAGGUUUUAUAAUCUUAACAUACUAUGGGAGUCCGAAAGAGCGAAGGGAAAAACGAAUAGGUUGGAUGAAAGAGCAUACCUUUCACGUCUGCAUCACUUCUUACCACCUCGUUGUUUUAGAUCAAGUCGUGUUCAAGAAAAAGAAAUGGCAUUAUUUGAUUCUUGACGAAGCGCAUAAUAUUAAAAAUUUUCAAUCGCAGAGGUGGAAGACUUUACUGAACUUUAACUCUGAAAGAAGGCUGUUACUCACAGGGACUCCAUUACAAAACAACCUCAUGGAGUUAUGGUCUUUAUUAUACUUCUUGAUGCCCAACGGAGUCUCGGGAGACAUGCCUCUUGGGUUUGCCAAUCAAAAGGAGUUUCAAGAGUGGUUUUCGCGUCCUGUAGAUAGAAUGAUCGAAAAUAAUGAACAAUUUGAUGAUGAGACCCUCUCUGCGGUUCAAAAACUUCACACCGUCCUGCGACCAUAUCUUCUGCGUCGUUUGAAAAGUGACGUAGAAAAGCAGCUUCCUGCGAAACACCAUCAUAUAAUUAAAUGCCGUCUUUCCAAACGACAGCGAUUUUUGUACGAUGACUUCAUGUCCCGGGCCAAAACCAAAGAAACACUUCAAUCUGGAAAUUUUUUGAGUAUAAUUAACUGCCUCAUGCAAUUACGCAAGGUCUGCAAUCAUCCAGACUUAUUCGAAGUGCGGCCCAUUCGAACGUCGUUUGCCAUGUCAAAGUCCGUUCUGGCGGAUUACGAGAUUUCCGAAUUUGUGGUUCGCCGGAAUAUCCUAAGAAAUAUUAAUCGGAUUAAUAUGCUAAACGUGGAUUUUCUGAAUCUUGUUCCAAUUCAAUUUGAGAACGACCAGAGUAUGAUUACUUCGGAAGUGUGUUGGGAAUUGAAUUCAGAAGGAAGGUUUUUGGAGAGAAUUAAAAAUUACGAUACAACAGAGGAAAUUACGGAUACCGGGAAGGCGACGAUAUAUAACAGCUUCGUGGAGUUUGGUAAAACGAUGGAAUUGCGCGCUCGCCUAGAUAAUGUGCAGAGAUGGAGUCAUAUGCGAUAUAUUAAUUCUUUUCGUCUCAAACGUCGUCCAAUAUACGGAUCAGGCUUGUACAGACUAUGUCGCCAACUAGGCACGACUAUAUGUAGCACCGCUUUAGUCGAUGCGAACAAUCCCAGAAAGUUCUUUGAUCAUACAAAGUCACUCACAGAAAUGAUCGUAUCCUACGAACGUCGAUAUAACAUGAUGGAAGAUAUCAUAAAACAAUAUGCAUUUGUUACUCCGGCGGUUGUUGCAAGGGACGUAGCCUCAUAUGCAUUAGCCGGAUUACCUGAAGAGAUGCGUUUAAUGAUUUACGAUCAAGUGCAAGACUUGUAUCAUCCUAUUCGCGUUAAACUUCAGGUCGCCUUCCCCGACAAGAGAUUGCUGCAAUACGAUUGCGGUAAACUUCAAGAAUUGGAUGUGCUGCUUCGGAAGCUUAAGGAAAACGGACGUCGUGCAUUAAUUUUCACUCAAAUGACACGAGUCCUUGAUAUAUUAGAAAUAUUUUUGAACAUUCAUGGACAUCGCUAUCUUCGACUGGACGGUGCUACGAAAAUCGAGCAACGUCAGUUAUUGACGGAACGUUUUAAUCACGAUCCAAAAAUUUUAGUGUUCAUACUUUCAACGAGAUCCGGGGGGUUGGGAAUUAAUUUGACGGGAGCAGAUUCCGUCAUAUUUUAUGAUUCUGACUGGAACCCAUGCAUGGACCGUCAAUGUCAAGACAGAUGUCACCGAAUUGGUCAGACGCGCGAGGUCAACAUUUAUCGUUUUGUCAGCGAAUAUACCAUCGAGGAAAACAUGCUGCAAAAGGCUAAUCAAAAACGGCUGUUGGAUAAAAUGGUGAUCACGGACGGAGAAUUUACAACCGAUUAUUUCCAGAAGAUGGACUGGCGUGAGCUUGUCAGUGACAUUGCACCUCAUCGUGUAAGAGAUGUAAUCGACGAGCCAAGUUCCGGUGUCGAGUUGGAACAAUGCCUUGCGGAGGUUGAAGAUGCUACUGACGUUAACGCGGCCAAGGUGGCGCGGAACGAAAUGGAUCUUGACUUGACGGAUUUUGCCGAUACUGACACACCGGCAGAAAGCUCCGCUGCGAGACGUGCGAGUUCAGUAUCUACGGCUCCGUCACCGCGUAUGGCCAAUGAGAUGGUCGAGACCGGCGACGAGACACCAGAUCAUGUGGAUUAUUAUAUGCUUCGUUUCAUGGAACGUGAAUUAGAACUUAAUGUUGGGUUCGGUGGACUACCGGAUCCGGAAGAAAAUUUUGUUUCUGAAUAA
This is a messenger RNA of Acaulospora colombiana, 5748 nucleotides long. The record is from the annotation of a GenBank genome assembly. NCBI's taxonomy places the organism in Eukaryota, Fungi, Glomeromycota, Glomeromycetes, Diversisporales, Acaulosporaceae.